This is a messenger RNA of Rotaria sp. Silwood2, 3765 nucleotides long. Lineage: Eukaryota; Metazoa; Rotifera; Eurotatoria; Philodinida; Philodinidae. The record is from the annotation of a GenBank genome assembly.
AUGGCCAUAAGUGGAGCAGAAGAACAAUUUGAUUAUCGCAUUUUACGAUUGACUGAUAUGACUGAAGAGCCAAUGAAAUUCUUAGCGCCUAUAGGUGGAUAUCAAGAUAUGCCGCUUGUUUCUCUAGAGCAGGCUGUCGAGCCACUCACAUCUCUUCUACCAGCUGUCCAAAACUAUGCUUAUUUAGUCAAACAGAGAUGUGACAAACCAGCUGAUGGUUUAACACCAGAUGAAUCAGCUGCUAUCAUGCUUUAUUCAAUGGGAUGGAAACCACUUGAUCAAUGUCUGUUUGUCGCCUUGAAUGCAGCUCUACGAUCAGCAGAUAGAAGAAAUCUCAAACCAUGGUUUCUCUUUCUCAAACUGUUCCUCACUGCACUCUAUCGUCUUCCAUCCAUUUCACGUUAUACUGUUUAUCGAGGGGUCAAGUUGAAUUUGAACGAACGUUACAAGAAAGAAAAAACAGUGAUGUGGUGGGGCUUCUCGUCAUGUACUACCUCAAUCGAGCUUUUACAAAGUGAACAUAUUGUGGGCAAAACGGGUCCAAGAACUAUAUUCUGCAUCGAGUGCAAUUCAGGAAAAGACAUUCGAAAACAUUCUUAUGAUCCAUCAGAGAAUGAAAUACUUCUUUUGCCUGGAACUCAAUUCAAAGUUGUCGGAUGUCUUAAUCCUGAUUCUAAUCUUCAUACGAUCCAACUCCAAGAAAUUCAGCCGCCAGUAACAAUUUUGCAGCAUCCGUUUCGGCUUGAUCAUUUGCAGACGAAACCAGUUGCUGGUAAUACUAAUCACCAAUCAUAUCGUCACUAUUCUUCUUCAUGUUCACAAACGAAUACUCUUUCUCUUCUCUCUUCUCCUUCAUCACCUAUUUCGAUUCCUUUAAAAUCAUCCUCUCAGUUAACAAAUUGUAAUACUCCUGAGGAUAUGGCUAAACCUUUAAAUAAUUCUCCAUCAAAAAUCAUAUCACUUUUACCAUCAAACGAUCAUCUUCAAACAAUAUGUAAUUCUCUCUCUGCUCCUGUUGAUUCAAAAUAUUCAUCAUGUUCAACAAUGAUCACUCCAACUGCUACACUUAUUUCAUCUUCUACAACAUCAUCAUCCGAUCAUUGUUCUGGUCAACAAUUAAAUUCUGUUCAAUGGACAAAACUUUCAUGUCCACCACCACCACCAACAACAUCAUCAUCAUCAAGUAUAGCAACAACAACGAAUAAUUCGUUAGAACCUCUUGAAACAACAUAUGUGGUUAAUAUUGUACGAAAACUUCUUGAACAACAUAACAUUGGUCAAUGUAUAUUUGCACGUCAUGUACUAAGUUUAUCUCAAGGUACUGUUAGUGAAUUAUUAUCAAAACCACAAGCUUGGUCAAAAUUAACUGAAAAAGGCAAAGAAAGUUAUCGAAAAAUGUGGUCAUGGACUAAUUCUGAAGAAAGUAUAUUAGCUUUAAAAAGUCUUAGUCCACGUAAAGUUUUAUCGGAUGAACCAAAACGUUCUCGUACACCAUCAUCAUCAUCAACAUCAUCUCGUGAACAUUCUCCUAUUAAUCAACAAUCAUUUAUAUCUUCAUCAAUGUUUUCAACAUUUCCUCCAUCAUUAUUAAUGCAAACAACAAAUAGACUUAAAAAUGACAUUUAUUCACCAUAUAAUAUACUUUAUCCUCAACCAGAAAAUAAUCGAAAUUGGUUAAUGUUACAAGAAAUUGUUCGAACAAAUGCUAUGAUUAAACAAUUUAAAUCAACAGAUGUUGAUGAAAAUGAACAAGAAAAUGAAGAUGAUACAGAUGAAAAUCCACUUGAUUUAAGUAUGAAAAUUGAUACUGAUCAAACAGUAAUUAAUAAUAAACAAUCAACAAUAAAACAGAAUAAAACAAUAUUAAUACCAUUGACUGAACAAGAUAUGAUGAAAUAUCGUCAUAUUAAUACAAUUGAAUUAGUUCAAACAAUAAACGAUAUUCUAAGAAGUGUUAGUGAUAUUCUUGCUCGACCAAAACAAUGGGAAUCGUUAACACAAAAAGGUCGUGAAUCAUUUAUACGUAUGCGUUUAUUUUUGGAUGAUCCGAAUGCAAUAAAACAACUUGUACAAAAUGUUUCAUUAAUAUUGGAUUUAUCAUCAUCAUUAUUAAAUGAAACAAUAAUAAUAAAUACUACUACUAAUAAUAAUAAAUCAAAAUCUCCUUCAAAAACUAAUAAUAAUCAAUCUCGACCACAAUCAACUACAAAAUCACAAGUACCACCAUAUGAAUUACCAAUUAUACCUUUACCAACUGCGAUUGAUAGUGGACAAUUAAGUGCACAAGUUCAGGAAUUACUUUCUUCGUAUAGCAUAAGUCAACGUGUAUUUGGUGAAGUUGUUCUAAAUCUUUCUCAAGGCACAGUUAGUGAAAUAUUAUCAAAACCUCGUCCUUGGCAUGUAUUAAGUGUUAAAGGUCGUGAACCAUACAUACUUAUGUACAGUUGGUUUCAUGAUACAGGCAAUGUACAAAAAUUACUUGCUUUACGACGUACAACACGUACUCAAACAACAAUAGAUAAUAUUGAUAUUGAAAGUAAUAAUAAUUGUUCAAAACGACUAUAUUCAUUUACGGAUGAUCAAUGUCGUGUAUUACAACAGAUAUUUGAAAAUGAACCAUAUCAAAAUCAAUCAAAACUGGAACAACUUGCUGAUGAAUUAUCAUUAUCAAUAAAUAAAAUUUCGAAUUGGUUUUAUGAUGCAAGAAUGAAAACGAAAACACAUAUUGUUUCUUUAGAUAUAGAUAAACUUUCAACAUCUCCCUUAAAUGAUGAUGAUAAUAAUAAUUCAUCAACAAUUGAACCAUUGAAUAGUUCAUGGUUUAAUGAUUCUGAUAAUACAAAUAGUCCAUUGAGUUUAUCAACAUCAUCAACAAAUAUUGUUUCUUUAAUUGAUAAUAAAAAAUCUUCUGAAUCUAUGACAACAUCAAUAUCAAGUAGACAUUUUCAUGAGCUUGAUAAACGUUAUCGAGAUCUUGAAUAUGCUAAUAAUGAAUUAAAACAAUUGAAUACUCAACUUGAAAAAGAUUUAUUGAGUGUUGGUGGUAUUAGUGAAUUAUUUCGACGAGGACCAGAGGGACAACCAAGUGAUAGUAGUAUAAAUGAAACAGGAAUAAUUAAAGAUGUUUUAAAUCAAUCAUCUAUAUCUUCAACACCAUUCAAAGAUUCAAUAUUACCAUCGAUGAUUCCACAAAGAGAUUCAUCAUCGGAUGAAGCAUUGACAGCUAUUGUUAUUAGUCAACGAGAACGAUUUCGUAUUCGAAAUGUUGAAUUAGAAAAUGAAAAUGUUUCAUUAAAACAACAAAUCAAUAUAUUUCAAAAUAAAAUGGAUAAACUUCGAUCAGAUAAUAUUAAACUAUAUGAAAAAAUUAAAUUCGUUCAAACUUAUCUGUCAACACGUGGAACGGAUGACUCAAUUGAUCGUUAUUCACGUGGUUAUGAUGCAUCAUUAGAUCCAUUUACUAAUUUUACAAAAGAAGAAAGACAAAAGAAAUAUGAAUCUCUUAAAUUACAUGAAAAAUUUGCUUUAAAUUUUGGUCGUUUUAUUUUAUCAUCACAUCAAAGUCGAACAUUUUUUGUUAUCUAUUUUAUUCUCGUACAUAUUCUCAUCUUUCUUUCUCUUUAUAAAAUGGUUCAUACGGGUUCAUCUGUACGUGAUAUGUUACAAAUUUGUUUCGCCAAAUUUCGAGAACAUAUGGCAGGUGCACAUGGUGGAAAAGACUUUCAUUUGGAUCAUGUUCAUGGUGGAGCAGCAGGUGUAGAAUAA